AUGGCGGACCGACUGGAGCGCAUGCUUGAGAAUCAGAAGAAGAGGGAAGCUGCCAUGCAGCAGAAGGCAGCCCAGGAACAGGCGGCCAAGGAGGCUACCCGCAAGGAAGCACUUGCACGAGCGCCUGCCCCUGCUGUGUCUGCCGCUGCCGCCGCUGCCGACAUCGUCGCACCUCUCGAGAACAACAGAAGGCUCAGGAAGUCCAUCCUGGCUCCGUUGCCUGCCGCGCAGCGUGGCAAGCCCACGCUGAUCGGCGGUGACCCCCAGGGCGAAAACAUCCUCUACUGCCUGGGCAAUGACGUCAUCAUCCGCUCCAUCCAAAACCCUCUCCACGCCGACCUGUACGUCGAGCACCCGCGCGCUACGACCGUGGCUCGUUACUCUCCCGACAGGCGUUGGAUUGCCUCCGCUGACGAAAGGGGUAUCGUGCGGGUUUGGCACGCGCAUGAGGUCGUACAGGGCGUCUACUUUAAGCUCAAGUCCGAGAAGCCCGCCCUGGCCGGCGCCGUGCUCGAUUUGGCCUGGUCUCCUGAUUCCACCAAGAUCGUCGCCGUGGGCCACGGUCGUGACAAGUACGGCGAAGUGUUCGACAUGGAAACCGGCUCGUCUCGUGGCAUCAUCACUGGCCAUUCCAAGGCCAUCAACUCCGUCGACUACCGGCCGAAGUCGCCCUUCCGCGUCAUCACUGGCGGUGAGGAUCUGACUCUCAACUGGUUCGAGGGUCCUCCCUUCAAGUGGCACCACGGCAUGCACGAGCACCAGAGAUUCGUGAACUGCGUGAGGUUCUCCCCCAAUGGCGACCUGGCCAUCUCUGUCGGUUCCGACAAGCUGGCGGUUCUUUUCGACGGCCAGACCGGGGAAAAGAAGGGCGCCUUCACGACCGAGCACACGGGCGGUAUUUACUGCGUCUCGUGGUCCCCGGACGGCUCUCAGGUGCUCACCUCUUCAGGCGAUAAGACCUGCAAGAUCUGGGACGUUGAGACCGGCAAGUCUGUCACCACGUUCACGUUCGGCAGCGCUGUGGAGGACCAGCAGGUGGGCUGUUUGUGGCAGGGCAACCACCUCCUCUCGCUCAACCUGCGAGGCCACCUCUCCUACCUCGACCCCAGCCGGCCCAACGAGCCCAUCAGGGUCAUCAAGGGCCACAACAAGUCGAUCGAGUCGCUGGCCUACCACAAGCCGUCCAACUCGCUGUACACGGGCUCCUACGAUGCCGUGGUGACCAGGUGGAACGAAACCGACGGCAGCAUGGAAGAGGUGGCCGGCGACGGCCACAAGAACUCCGUCAUCGCGCUGGCCAUUCAGGGCGAUAACCUGGUCAGUGCUGCCAUCGACGACUCCGUUCGGGUCACUCCCCAUGGCGCCGACUUCACUGGCCAGACCACCUCGGUGGGCGGUAAGCCCUUCGGCCUGGCCGUUUCACCCACUGAACCUGGCCUCAUCGUCACCGGCACCUUUGACCAAAAGGUCCACGUCAUCCGUGGUGGGCGCAUCGUGUCGUCCAAGGCCGUCGGAUGGACUCCGCUGUCCUUUGCGUUCUCAGCUGAUGGCCGCCAAGUGGCGGUGGGCGCCGACAACAACCGCAUCUACGUGUAUGACAUCUCCGGCGACACUCUCGCGAACGAGAAGACGCUCGAAGGCCACCGCGCCGGCGUGUCGGCUCUCGCCUUCUCGCCAGAUGGCCGCUACCUGGCCUCGGGCGACAAGAACAGGGAGAUUCUCAUCUGGCAGGAGGGCAAGAUUGCCAUCAAGGACUGGCAGUACCACUCCGCCAGGAUCAACAAGCUCGUCUGGAGCCCUGACUCCAAGUUCCUCGCCUCAGCUUCGCUCGACACCAACAUCAUCAUCUGGAGUGUUGAGACGCCCAACAAGCGGCUCACCAUCACCGCUGCCCACCACGGUGGCGUGAAUGACCUCACUUGGCUCGACCAGUCGACCCUUGCUUCUGUUGGUCAGGACUGCACCACCCGCACCUGGAAUGUACUCUGGGAGUAA
Acanthamoeba castellanii str. Neff is the source of this 1995-nucleotide messenger RNA. RefSeq names its product 66-kDa stress protein p66, putative. Gene Ontology annotation, cellular component: cortical actin cytoskeleton. Lineage: Eukaryota; Discosea; Longamoebia; Acanthamoebidae. Gene Ontology annotation, biological process: actin filament depolymerization; positive regulation of actin filament depolymerization. The record is from RefSeq and is a predicted model, not a curated record. Gene Ontology annotation, molecular function: actin filament binding. The transcript is spliced from 12 exons. Bases 1 to 1995 code for a protein of 664 amino acids.